CCUACGUCUUAGGCAGCUUAAGGAAGGGGCUGUGCUUUCGGAAUCCCAUCCGAGCCAAGUAAGGAGGUCCCUCUCUCUCUCUCCCACCACGUCUUCUCUUUUUAAAGGACCUCGUGAAAUAAAAGUGCAGAAAACAAACCCAGGCGAUCACAGCAGCAGCCGCCGCGGCAGCAGCACCAACAGCAGGAGGAGCAGGGGGAGCGGGAGGAGGAGGAGGAGGAGGCAAAGUCGGAGUUGGGGCUGGCGCUCCGGAGUUGCUGGGCUCAGCGCAGCUCCCAUUCAUUAAGGAACCAGCUGCAGAGGAAAGUGGCCAAGCGCCCGCGCUGCCCACUCGCUCGCUCGCGCACUCAGACGCACGCCAGAACAGCGCGCCCCAAGCUGCGCAGCUCUGCAAAAGUUUCUGCUCGGGAUCUGGCUCUCCUCCCCCUGGACUUUCGAACGAUUUAGGGUUGAGAGAGCAAAGCAGAGGCGCGCAGGAGGAGCAGAAAACACCACCUUCUGCAGUUGGAGGCAGGCAGCCCCGGCUGCACUCUCGCCGCCGCGCCGGGAGCCGGGGCCGACCCGCCACUCUCCGCAGCAGCCUCGGCCAGGAGGCGACCCGGGCGCCUGGGUGUGUGGGCUGCUGUUGUGGGACGUCUUCGCGAGGCGGGAGGCUCUCGCCGCAGCCAGCGCCAUGCAAAACUACAAGUACGACAAAGCGAUCGUCCCGGAGAGCAAGAACGGCGGCAGCCCGGCGCUCAACAACAACCCGAGGAGGAGCGGCAGCAAGCGGGUGCUGCUCAUCUGCCUCGACCUCUUCUGCCUCUUCAUGGCGGGCCUCCCCUUCCUCAUCAUCGAGACAAGCACCAUCAAGCCUUACCACCGAGGGUUUUACUGCAAUGAUGAGAGCAUCAAGUACCCACUGAAAACUGGUGAGACAAUAAAUGACGCUGUGCUCUGCGCCGUGGGGAUCGUCAUUGCCAUCCUCGCGAUCAUCACGGGGGAAUUCUACCGGAUCUAUUACCUGAAGAAGUCGCGGUCGACGAUUCAGAACCCCUACGUGGCAGCACUCUAUAAGCAAGUGGGCUGCUUCCUCUUUGGCUGUGCCAUCAGCCAGUCUUUCACAGACAUUGCCAAAGUGUCCAUAGGGCGCCUGCGUCCUCACUUCUUGAGUGUCUGCAACCCUGAUUUCAGCCAGAUCAACUGCUCUGAAGGCUACAUUCAGAACUACCGAUGCAGAGGUGAUGACAGCAAAGUCCAGGAAGCCAGGAAGUCCUUCUUCUCUGGCCAUGCCUCCUUCUCCAUGUACACUAUGCUGUAUUUGGUGCUAUACCUGCAGGCCCGCUUCACUUGGCGAGGAGCCCGCCUGCUCCGGCCCCUCCUGCAGUUCACCUUGAUCAUGAUGGCCUUCUACACGGGACUGUCCCGCGUAUCAGACCACAAGCACCAUCCCAGUGAUGUGCUGGCAGGAUUUGCUCAAGGAGCCUUGGUGGCCUGCUGCAUAGUUUUCUUCGUGUCUGACCUCUUCAAGACUAAGACGACGCUCUCCCUGCCUGCCCCUGCUAUCCGGAAGGAAAUCCUUUCACCUGUGGACAUUAUUGACAGGAACAAUCACCACAACAUGGUGUAGGUGCCACCCACCUCCUGAGCUGUUUUUGUAAAAUGACUGCUGACAGCAAGUUCUUGCUGCUCUCCAAUCUCAUCAGACAGUAGAAUGUAGGGAAAAACUUUUGCCCGACUGAUUUUUAAAAA
Nomascus leucogenys (northern white-cheeked gibbon) is the source of this 1731-nucleotide messenger RNA. RefSeq names its product phospholipid phosphatase 3 (gene PLPP3). NCBI's taxonomy places the organism in Eukaryota, Metazoa, Chordata, Mammalia, Primates, Hylobatidae. The record is from RefSeq and is a predicted model, not a curated record. Gene Ontology annotation, molecular function: phosphatidate phosphatase activity. Gene Ontology annotation, biological process: canonical Wnt signaling pathway; phospholipid metabolic process; phospholipid dephosphorylation.